ACCUACAAAUAAAUAUAGCAAAAAAUUCAAAAACAAAUACCAAGAAAUGAAAAACCUCUCAAUCUUUCUAUUUGUUGUUGGGCUUUGCAUGAUUAGUGAUGUAUACGGAAAAAAAUCUACGAUUACGGUCAAGAAUGAAUUAAAUCCCAAAAACAAGAAUAUCCUCAAGGUGCAUUGUAAAUCCAAAAACAACGAUAUUGGUGUAAAAUAUCUCAAAAUUGGAGAAGUUAUGUCAUUCAGCUUCAAGACCAACUUUUGGGGAACGACGGAAUUUUGGUGCAACUUAUAUAAAGGACCUGAUUAUAAGCGUUAUAGAGGUAUUACUGCAUAUCAAGCUAUAGGUUUGUUCGCCAAAGAUGGAUCAUCGUAUAAUUGGUUAGCUAGAGAUGAUGGAAUCUAUUUUCAUAAGGAUUCGUUGCCUAGCUACUAUAAAACUUAUUGGCUAUAAGUUUUACUGAAACAAUAAAAGAAAAGAGAAAAAGAAAUGGCAAAAAUGUAAGAAAAUGUAAACUAUAAAAUUUGGGAUAAAAAAUAUGAAUUUUCGAAACGUCAUUUAAUCGUAAACUUUAGUUUCACUUUUCGAUAAAAAUGUCAAGUUUCGUUAAGUGGGUCAUUCUAGACACCUUAUAAAGUUUUUGUUAAUUAGACGUUUAUGGGUUUAACAAUCAGCUAGAAAUCUCCGUUAAAUGAAAACGACGUCAUUUGAAGUCUUCU
This is a messenger RNA of Arabidopsis thaliana (thale cress), 714 nucleotides long. RefSeq names its product Plant self-incompatibility protein S1 family. The record is from RefSeq and is marked reviewed. The transcript has a single exon. NCBI's taxonomy places the organism in Eukaryota, Viridiplantae, Streptophyta, Magnoliopsida, Brassicales, Brassicaceae. Gene Ontology annotation, cellular component: extracellular region. Bases 47 to 448 code for a protein of 133 amino acids.